Messenger RNA from Scomber scombrus (Atlantic mackerel), 5424 nucleotides. RefSeq names its product up-regulator of cell proliferation-like. The transcript is spliced from 3 exons. Gene Ontology annotation, molecular function: GTP binding; protein binding. The record is from RefSeq and is a predicted model, not a curated record. Bases 1 to 4989 code for a protein of 1662 amino acids. NCBI's taxonomy places the organism in Eukaryota, Metazoa, Chordata, Actinopteri, Scombriformes, Scombridae.
AUGUUUGUGUCAGACUUAAGAAAGCCCAGCCCUCCUGUUCGGGUUACAAUCACUCAGGUCAGCAGUGGGUCACUGUCUCUGUGUUGGGACACUCCUGCUGGUGAAGUGGAGAACUACAUUGUGACUUGCAGCAGUGAAGAAGACAGCAGUUGGCAAGAACUGACAACACACACAAACAGCCUGACUGUCAGCAGUCUGAAGCCAGGGGUGUGUUACUCCCUCCAAGUUUCUACACAGCUGAAGAAUGGAAGAAGAAGCAAGCCAACUGUAACAUCUUCCUGCACUAAGACACACAUGGAGAGCUUAUUGGAGGAUCUUGGCUUGGAGCAGCACUACAAAGAGAAGCUUUCCCUGACCACAGUACUUCAGAUUGAUGAGAAGACCAUUAACGAUGAAUCUUCCAAGUGUAAUUCAGACCUUCCAUGGUAUUUUUUGAAGAAACUGAUGAUGGUUAAUGUAACAGCUAGGAAUGUGAAAUGUACAUCAGUAUGUGACUUAAACUGUGAUGCUGCAUCAGGGAAUAGAGGGUUAGAUCUUGACAGUCUGGUCAACUGCCCAAAUUCAGGUGACAUGCUAAACCCUCUGGAUGUAAUCACUGCUCUCUUUCUGUGUUCUGAUGGUUUUGUACAGCAAGAGAUGGCACUCAAAAUGUCUAUGUGUCAGUUUUCUGUGCCUCUGCUGCUUCCCAACUGUGACACAAAGCAGUGCACACUCAUGCUGUGGGCCAUGAGAGACAUUGUUAAAAAGUACAGACCUGGGUCACUGUCAGAAUCCAAGGGCUUCAUUGAAGACAGAAUUGUUCUCUCAGAUCUUCCAAUGAUAUCUUUUGUGAGAUUAGGUGAAUGCUCCUUGUCCAAGUCAGAGAUUCUCAAUAAGCUUCUGAGCAAUUCUCAGCAGUACCAUGACACCUUUGUUCACCAUGAUAUGGAGUGUGGAGACAGUCCAAGGAGAAUAUCCAAUGGAUUGGUUGAAAUGACUUGGUACCUUCCUUGUGGAAACAAAAACAUGGAUCUUUUCAGUGAGCCAGUCGCUGUAGCUAACCUUCGUGGGGACAUUGCUUCAUUUGAAGCACAAUACUCUUUUUUGUGUCAGACAUCGACAGCAGUUUUUGUGUUCUUUGAUGAUUUAGACUCUGAGUGCAGGCUACUGACCAACCAACAUCAGAAGGCGCAGAUCUUCUUGGUGGGGAACUGUGAAAGCAAGCGGUUCGGUUUAGAUGCACUGAAAAAGGUAGCAACCAAUUUGGGCUUGACCAACAGCAACCUUAUUUUGAAGAUUAAACAGAUGAACGAUGCAGACUUCAUCAAAAAUGUGAGGAAUACAGUCAGAGAUGUUGUUGAGAACCCAAAGAUGAAGAUGCCAAUAGAGCAGAUGGCUGAUGUUGCCCAUGAACUGGGAAUCUUGGUUGAUGAAGACUCUCCAGAGUGCCAGACUGCCAAGAAAAAUGCAGAUGUCAUCACUGCGGAAAUUCAAGACACCCUGGCAUACAAAGAAGCUCAGCUUCCAUUGCAAGGCCAAAUAUGGAAAGAUUUGACUCGCUUAGAGAAGGAAGAAUUUCGGCUUCGAAAAAUUGGGUCUAAAAGCGUUGAAGACUACAGAUGUGAUCUUCAGGAGAGGAAAAAUAAACUUCGAAAAAAACAGAACUCUUACAAAAUGUCAAAUGCUAUGACGUGCUUUAUCACAGCAAUAUCAAGCCCUGGGAUAGAGAGGUGCUAUUUCCUGAAAUGGAUGAGAAUUAACCUCGAUAACCUGUCUCGAGAAAAACUGUCUGGUCUCAGGGAACAGUACAAAAAGAAAUGCGAAAAUUCUGAAAACAAAGAGGAGAUUAAAGACAUUGACAGACAACUUUCCAACAGCUCACUGGGGACUGAACACUUCUUCCGUGAAAUGGGUCAAAUCUAUGAAGCUUCCAUUUCCUGCCAAAAAUUACGUCAACAAUCACGUCAUAAAUCAUGCCCAAAAUUAUGUCAACAAGUACAGCAUCUUCCAAAACUCUGUGCAGGCUUGUUGCUUGAUGGAUUUCCUCUUGAGCUUGUUGACGGAGAUGCAUCCAACAUACCUCUCAGAUGGGUGAGUGACGUUCUCUCUCAGCUCAAUGACUUGGUGUCUCCUAAGAGCAAGAUAUUGGUGGUCACAGUACUUGGAGUUCAGAGCACAGGAAAGUCCACUCUCCUUAACACCAUGUUUGGAGUGCAGUUUGCCGUCAGCAGUGGUCGAUGCACUCGAGGUGCCUUUAUGUUGCUCAUCAGAGUCAAUGAAGAUGUGAAAAAAGUACUCAACUGUGACUUCAUGCUGAUCAUUGACACUGAGGGUUUAAAGUCACCAGAACUUGCACAUCUGGAUGAAAGCCAUGAGCAUGACAAUGAGCUUGCAACACUCGUUGUGGGGCUGAGUGAUAUCACCAUUAUCAAUAUUGCCAUGGAGAAUUCAACAGAAAUGAAGGACAUCUUACAAAUAGUUGUGCAUGCUUUUCUCAGGAUGAAAGAGGUUGGCAAAAAGCCCAAAUGUCAGUUUGUUCACCAGAACGUGUCAGAUGUUUCAGCCCAUGACAAGAACUUACGAGACAGGAAACUGCUCUUGCAGCAGUUAAAUGAGAUGACCCAGGCAGCAGCCAAAAUGGAGAAGAAAGAGGAGAACAAGUGCUUCACUGAUGUGAUGGAGUACAGUCCAGACACCGGGAAUUGGUACAUUCCUGGACUCUGGAAUGGAAACCCACCAAUGGCACCAGUCAAUGCAGGGUACAGUGAAGCUGUAUAUGAGCUCAAGAAGAAUAUUAUCCAAAUGUUGGGAAAUUGUGACUCAUCUGCAAACAAUAUCUCUGAGUUCACAGAGUGGAUAUCAAGCCUGUGGAAUGCAGUGAAGCAUGAAAACUUCAUCUUCAGCUUCAGAAACAGCCUGGUGGCCGAUGCCUACAUGAGGCUUUGCACAGAAUUCAACAAAUGGGAAUGGGAAUUCAAAAAAGCCAUGUACACCUGGGUCACAGACGCUGAAACCAAAAUUUCCAAUUUUCGUACAGUUUCUGAGAAAUCUGAGAAAAAUGACAUGGGAGAACUUGUCAUGUGCUUGAAAAGUGAAGCUUCCAUACUGCUGUCUGAAUGGGAGACAAAGCUUCUUGAACAUCUUACACAGUACUUCAAGCAAACUGAGGGUCAUGUCUAUCUGGUAGAAGGAUACAAAGAGGAAUUUGCAAAUAGUUCAAAGAGCCUUCGAAAAGAAAUGGAGAGGUCCGUGACUAAUCAGCUGGAAGCAGCAGCUGACAUCAGACAGGGAAUGGUAAAGCUUGACAAAAUAAAGGAGAAUCACACAAAAGAAUUGGAGGUAAGAGUGUGUGCAUUAAUUGAGAAAUGUCGCCAAAAAAAAGUCAAGAUGACAGACAAAGAACUGGAGAAAGAAUUUGAUAAGAUGUGGACUAAAACUUUGAAGGAACUAUUGUUCUCUAAACAAAAGGCUACAAAUGUCUUCACCAGUGUGUCUCAUUCCCUGAGAGCAAAUGUUUCACCUAAGGGGAGUCGUGCAUGCCAGCUAUUAAGCCUUAAAAACCUGCAAGAUUGUGGACUGGAGCCGUUCAAAUAUACAGCUGAAGGAUUCAUUAACCAAUGUAAAGAUUUCUUCACCGCUCAACGUCACACAGCAGAUGUACAAAAAAUGGCUGACAGCAUCAUAGCUGCUUGCUCACAGUUUGUAAGUGAGAAAGUAGAAAGAGUAAAAAAAAGUAAUUACCAUGACACUUACAUCCAGGAGAUCCUACGCAUGAUUGAUGAGAGGCUGCAACACAAUCAAAAUCUGAAGACAGGUAUUGAGUUUGAAGUUUCCCUAAAACAGCACAUCUGUGGAUUUGCAGCCAGGGAGUUUCAGAAAAUGCAUGAAGAUUUCAUAGAAGAGAAUGAUCCUUACAGAUGUCUGCAUCAAAACAAGAGAAAGUUUUGUGCAGAUUUCAAAGAUGUGUUCCAUGAACGAGAUCAGUGCCAGAAGAAGGCAGAAGAAUUCACCAACAAAUGCUUGAAGCCUGCAGUCGAAGACUUUGUCAACCGCUCCUUGGGUCCUGACAUCAUUGGUGAAAUGUUGACAUGCCCACAGUUCAGCACACGAAUGUUCUUCCAGCAUUCAAUUUUACUAGAUUUGCUCUCCAAGGAUGACUAUGAAAAGUAUCUGAGCUACAUUUGCUCAUAUGAGGAUUAUGUUAAGAAAUUGAUACUUGAUCAAAUAAUGGAACAUUUCUCCAACCCGUCUAAAGCGAUUGAGUUUGAGGAUCGACACAUUCACUCAAGUAUCAACAGCAUAAACAAUGCCAUCAACAAGGCCAAAACAGGAAAGAGUGGCAACUUGAAGACAUUUGUUGAAGAUAUCUGCAAAGAACUUGGUGAUAAACUGGUUAUUUCCCAGGAUGCUCUUGGUGCUUUCAUGAUCCUGAACAAUGCAGACCAGGAACAGUUUGCCAACUGGCUCACACAGUGCAUGGAAGACAUGGCUCAAGCUCUUAAAGAGAAGUUUAAAAAAUCAAACACUGAAAUUAAACUAAAAAAUCUUAAUGUGAAGCCUCAGAAUGAGCUUUUCAACAGACUGAUUGGAUGCGGUAAACAGUGUCCAUUCUGCAAAGCGCCUUGUGAAGCAGGAGCAAAUCAACAUACUGAGCACUUUACUUCAAUGCAUCGGUCACAGGGUCUGGGUAAAUACAGGUCUCUGUGGUCACAGAAACUUGUCACUGACAUAUGUUCUUCUCUUGUGAUCAGUGACCAGAAAUUUUCCUGUGAAACCACAAAUGGUUCUUUUCACCCUUACAAGGAUUACAAAGAAAUCUUCAAAGACUGGAAAAUUGCUCCAGAUGUAAGCCUUGAGGCCUCAGACUACUGGAAAUAUGUAAUGACAAAAUUCAACAAUGAGUUUGCUAAAGAAUACAAGGCAAAGCCUGCUGUUAUUCCUACAUCUUGGAACAAUAUCACAGACAAGGAAGCAGAAGCUAGCCUGAAUGUGUCAUUUAACAUGAAGUGAGAUACAAGUAACAUUUCCUCCUCAUGUGAUUUGACAUGACAGAGGUGCACACCCUCCUCUUUUUGUUCAUCAUCCUCUCAUGAAUAUUUUGAUUUGUUUGUUUGUUUGUUAUUAGUAACAUAUUUUUGAGAAAACCACUGCAUGUAGCGCUCAUCUAUACAUUAGAAUGCAUUUAAAGAUGUUAAUUAAUACAAAUAAUCAGUUUUAUCUGCUAAUGAUGUUGAUGUUGAUGAAGACACCUUUAAAUACUUUGAUUCAGUAUAAAUGCAAGGAGCAUAUGUUUCAAACUUUACAAUCAUUAAAUCUAAGCUUGCAUUGAAUGAAUUUGUGUGACUAAUAUUUUUCUUUACUGAAUGUAGAAUGUGUGUUUCUAUGAAGUAUCUGGUGUCUAUUUACUACUGAAUUAAAAGAUAAUGUAGUCUAUAUUUCAAAAUU